This is a messenger RNA of Corapipo altera (White-ruffed manakin), 2377 nucleotides long. RefSeq names its product calcium release activated channel regulator 2B (gene CRACR2B). Gene Ontology annotation, molecular function: GTPase activity; GTP binding; calcium ion binding. The record is from RefSeq and is a predicted model, not a curated record. The transcript is spliced from 18 exons. The coding region runs from base 137 to 2266 and encodes 709 amino acids. NCBI's taxonomy places the organism in Eukaryota, Metazoa, Chordata, Aves, Passeriformes, Pipridae.
UUACAGUGGCAGAGUUUGUUCUCCACUAGCUUUUUGCUGUGGAAUACACUGCUGGUUCCAGGGAAGGGGAGCAAUACUGUCCUGCCACUCAAGCUCUUCUGUUUGCCCAUGCCCUGGGGGAAAAGACUUUGAGAAGAUGGAGAACCAGAGGGGAGUGCUCUUGGGAUAUGUCAGCUGGGAAGGAGAAGAGGAAGGGGAUGCGGAGGAUCAGGUGGCUCCUCGUGUUUCUCCUUCCAGCCAAACAAGUAGACUGCAAGAUGUGGAGGUGGAGAUGCUUGAGAAGGCAAGGGAGCUCUUCCAGCUGUGUGACAAGGAUGAGAAGGGUUUUAUCACUAAGGUGGACAUGCAGCGGCUCCAGAAUGAACUGCCCCUAACCCUUCAGCAGCUGGAGACUGUUUUUGACAGCUUGGAACAGAACAAUAAGGGAUACCUGACACCUGUGGAGUUCAGCAUGGGAUUAGGGAAGUUAAUAGGGAUUGAAUUGUGUCAAGGGGCUGGGAGAAUGGAUCACUCCAGGCACGAGGAGACCUUUGAGUCAGGCUGGUCAGAUGACUUGGACCCAGCAGAUGACGAUGAAGAGAAACGAUUCUGUUCCAUGAUGGAGCAGCUCGGAGCAGCCCAGUUGUUUGAAGAUCCACAUGAGAUUCGGGAGCUCUGGGCUCGGCUACGAAAGGAGCGUCCGGAGCUCUUAUCCAAUUUUGAAGAAUUUCUAUUGCGAGUUUCAUCGUACAUAAGGGAGGUGAAUCAUGAGAAGGAGUCCAUGGAACAGGCACUGAAGCGGAAGGAGUCAGACCAUGACCGAGAAGUCAGGUGCCUUUAUGAAGAAAUGGAACAACAGAUCAAAGCAGAAAGGGAGAGGCUGGUCUGCCAGGAAGCACUGAGACAUGACAGGAGUAACCUGCUCCAAAGGGAACUGCACAACAAAGAACAGGAGCUGGAGAAAAUCCUCUACCGCCAGAAGAAGCUGGAACAUCAGCUGCAGUCACUGAACUCAGAGCAGCUGGAGACCCGGGUGCAGAAUGAAAAGCUCCGGCACCUGAAUGAAAACCUGCUGGAAGAGCUGGAGAAAAGCAAAUGGGAGCUGGAGGCGGUGAAGGGGCAAUUACAGAAGCUUCAGAAAGAGGCUCAGCUUGAGCAAGAGCAGAAGGACAGGGAUGUGUUUAGAGUCUCCAAGAACAUGCAGAAAGAGAAACAAAGCCUCCUUCGCCAGCUGGAGCUCCUCAGCAGAGAGAUGAACAAGAAACUUCGAGAUGAGCGAGACGCUUUUGAAGCCAAGAAGCUGGUGCCUCAGAACAAAAACCCUCUGUUGAAGAAAGGCUCAGUGCUAGGCAGUUACCUGCCGGACGACAAGCCAGUCAAACGACAACUGGCCUCUGCGGACCUUCCCUUCACCUUCCCAGCGGAUGUGGCAGUGGAAGAACCCAACAGAAAGAACUGUAAAUACUUCCCAGGCAACAGGACAUGGAUGAAGACAGGAGAAGGAGAAAGCACAAACUUUGGAGACAACCCUAGAGACAAGGAGAGAUGGCCCUUGGCAGCAGAUACUGAGUGGUUUAAGAUGACUUUGAAGGGUGACACUGACUGCAGAAAAAAAGCAGAUGGCUUAGAUGCUGGUCCGCUGCCUCCUAGAGCACAGCCUGUUGGCACUGAAACCAGGCUCCAGGCACUGGAACCAGCCAGCUGUUCCCCAGAUCGCAUCUUUAAAGUGGUGUUUGUAGGGAACUCUGGUGUUGGGAAGAGUUCCUUUAUCCACCGCUUCUGCUAUGACAGGUUCUUGGCUGAGCUCAAUGCAACCAUCGGUAUUGAUUACCAGGUGAAGAGUCUAAUGGUGGAUAACACCCAGGUUGCCUUGCAGCUGUGGGAUACAGCUGGACAAGAAAGGUUUCGGAGCAUUACCAAGCAGUAUUUCCGGAAGGCAGAUGGGAUUCUGGUGAUGUACGACAUGACGGCCGAGUGCUCCUUCAUGGCCGUGCGGAACUGGAUGAGCAGCAUCCAGGAAGGUAUCGAGGAUGGAGCUGUGGUCUUUCUGCUUGGAAAUAAAAUGGAUGCUGUGCAGAGAGAGACACGGAAUGUGCCCAAGGUGGAGGGGGAAAGGCUGGCAAAGGAAUACAAGGCUGUCUUCUAUGAGUGCAGUGCGAUGACUGGCUAUAACAUCAUGGAGCCCAUGCUGCACAUGGCCAGGUUGCUGACAGCACAAGAAGACAGGCAGAGGGAGAAUGCCCUGCAGCUGGAAGAUAUCGGCAGGAGGAAAGGGUGCUGCACAUAAGGCACAUCAGUGUGUCAGCAAGAGGCAUGUGCCAGCACUGUAUCAUGAAGCUGGGGGUUCCUUUCAAGCAAGCUGAAUCUGAUGGUAUCAGCUCUUCAGAGAUUUGGGGAA